CAGAAAGAGGAUGUGUCUUGUCUUCCUUAGUUUUUUCUGACUUCAUGGCACCGAGAGAGAGGCUGCUACUGUUAACUUGUCUCUUAGAUAUAAUUUCUGACAGGAUGUAAAAAAAGCCGAACAGGCUUUGUUCUGACGUUUCGGAAGGCAGUAUUCGUCUCAGCUUUUAGACCCACGCUGCGCUUUUACGCACAAGUCUUGAGACACCACGUCAGAGAGAGAGAGCCGAGUGCCGUGCCAGACUUCGCUGUGUAGAGGAAGUAUUGCUGUAGGUUCAAGAUGAUCCUGCUGCUCGCUCUGCUUUCUGUUCUCUGCGGAGAACCGGGUUUGUGCCUGGAGGAGGAUGGAGGCUUCACGUUUAAUGGAGACAUCCGUCAGUUCGCCGUGACCUCAAACACACUUUACGUCGCCACAAAGGAGAGGCUGUACCAGCUGAGCCACGGCCUGAGUCUGAUCAACAGUCUGACCCAGAGAGGAAUCUUAAAGACCGGAAACCAGCAGGAUGAUGUCCAGUUUUACCGGGUUUCUGAGGCAGCUGAGUGGAACGCAACUUUCAGCAUCAACGUGCUGUUGCCAUUCACAAAGAAUGACUCUCUGAUCAGCUGCGGUGUGACUGACGAUGACUGCGGUUACUGCGAGAUUCUGGACCUGAAGAACAUCUCCAACCUUCUGUACAGGGAACACUUCCAGGUGGGACCUCUGAAGAACAGCAGCAGGUCUGUCAGCUUUCUGGUGGAUGUGAAGAAGAAAACUCAGACCGACGCUUACAUUCUGACCGCGAUCCAACAAAACAAAGAACAGCCCGAAAACAACAAGUGUGGUAUCAAUCAGCAGGCUGUCAACCUUCAGAAUACGGAUAACAAACAGGGUGGAGGUAUUUUUUCUGUGACUGAUGGAGCUUCGGGCGAACCUGGGAUCAAAAGUAAAGGUGACGUGGAGUUUGUUGACGGGUUUCAGAUCAGUUCAACCAUCUAUCUGUUCUCCAACGUGCUCUCAGCUCGAACAAACAGAGUCCGUCUCAUUUGGCUCGAAGGCGAUAAAAGUAAAACUGACACACUCAGGUCUCUGCGGGGCGCGACUCUCAGUGUCUCUAACGGUGAACGCAGCAGACUCGUGGCCUCCUCGGUCAUCCCGGGGGAGCAGCCGGUGCUUUGGAGCGGCGUGUUCAGUAUCGAUGGAGGAGACACCGACACCGAGCUGAUGGUGUUUGACAUCAGCCCUGAUUACAGCACGAACACCGACAGAGAUCCAGACUUCUACACCUCUGCGCCAACAGAAGCGACGCCAAAGAUCCUGAAACCGAAGGCAGUGCUCUUCAGGCACAGCUCCAUGACCUCUGUGCUGGCAGUGAGGCAGAGAGGCUGGAUGGUUUUCUUCAUUGGGACAGGAGACGGGCAGCUCAUUAAGCUGUCUGUGGACAGGAACUAUCACGCUGGCUGUCCCACGGUGCUCUACAGGACCAGUGAUGACCGCAAAGUGUUUCCCAAAUUACAUCUGGAUCCAGUGGAUCAGAAACAUGUGUAUGUGCCAUUUAGUAACCAGAUAAAGCGAGUUCCUGUGUCGAAGUGCAGCACGUACACAAAUCUGCAGGAGUGUUGGUCUGCACAGGAUCCAUACUGUGUGUGGUGUAGCUCUAAACGCAGCUGCACAUUUGAAGAUGACUGCACAGAUUCAGACUGGCUGUCCAUUCCUGAUGAGUCCCAACACAAAAUGAUUUCCCACAGAGUAGAAAAGGACACAACCGGACAGGUGCAGCUUACAAACACACUCGGGACUGUAACCAUUUGUGGCUUUCAGUUAUUUGUCAGUUUUGUUCUUCAUUUUCAGAUCUCACUAAAAGUCCACGCACACCUGACUGUGGGUGAAGAAGUGUCAUCGAGGUUUGCCUGUCAGUUUGCUGCAAGGUCUGGCUCGAUUUGUGUUUCGAAUAGCCCUCCUCCACAGUUCCCACAUUGCACCUGCAUCCUGUCUGAUCGUACACUUCCUGCUGAUGGCCUUGAUGUCACAGUAAAAUUCAGACUUGGGACAUCACCACUGUCACAACGACUGAGGUUAAACGACUGCUCUAACAUCAGGGGAGCGCCAAGUUUCGUGUUGUGUCAGGAGUGCAUCAAAGCUGGUUGUGGAUGGAACAAAAACAGCUGUUCCUGGGCUAACCAAGGAAAGACUGAUGACAGAGCUUGCAACGAUUUGGAGUCUGGGAAGAAAUCUGGGCCGGAGAUCUACUCCAUCACUCCCAGUGUGGUGUCUUUCUAUGGGAGUAACCAUGCGGUGUUAUCAGGUCAAAACCUUGGUUUUGUAACACGAGUGAGGAUCCAGACGCAUGCUGAAUGUACUCCAAAAGAGUCUCCUAUUUGGGACAACGCUGGCGUCAGUCUGACGUUCCACAUUCCCAGCACAGAUAUCAAAGGUGUGGUCCGUGUGUGUGUUAUCCUAGAAGAUGGUAGUUGCCAUGGUGACGCCAACAUCACUUACCGCUCAUUGCCAUCCUGCGGCAACAUUACUCCAAGCAGCAGCUGGAUGAGUGGGAAGAGGAAGCUCACACUCAUGGGGUCACACCUGGAGGUUGCUGAAGGAGUGAAACACAGCCACACCAAGCAGGACGUCGAGCUUCCCAGAAACAGCAGCUAUCAGUCAAAGUCCUUGCAGAGUCUCACCUAUGACACACCUGCAGCUGAAAAAACUUUGAGCAGCAGUGUGUCUUUGAAAGUAGCCAAUCAAACCUUGGCCUGCUCCACAAACAUCACCUACUAUCCGGACCCUGAGUUUACCAGCUUCACGGCUAUAAGAACAGGGGAAGAUGUACGCGUCACCAUACAGAAAAAGUCAGACAACCUGGAGAUGUCAAAAGAAGAGUUAUCAGUGUGGGGCGUUCAAGACAAACAGGAACACCCCUGUAUCCUGGAGGCCAAAGAGAUGGAUUUAUUUAUCUGUCGGAUUAAAAGGCCACCCAACACAGAAUUUUAUGACUUAAAGAUAAAGUAUGGUGACAAGACAGUGAGCCUCAGUAAUCCUCCACCACACAGUGUCUUUCCAAUAGUACUUUCCCUGCUGAUACCCGGUAUUCUUGCUGUGUUGUUGGCCAUCUAUCUGUGGCGGAAGAGUCGCUCGGAUAGGAAUGGGUUUUGACCACCGAUGCCCGUCUCUGUAUUCAAGUGAUAUUAUAUUUGAAGUCUUGAUGUCUGUUUUUCCCCUCUCUUGGGAUUAAUUUCUGUGUUGUUUAAUUCAGGUGUAUUUAUUUUUUUAUUUUCAAAAAAAAUUUCAGGUUUCUCAAUUUUGGUUGAUUGGCAACCUCAUAAUUCGACCUUAACUCAAGGUAGUUUAUGAUACUGUAGGUUAACGUUCGGUGUGCGUUCCAGUUGUUGUAUAUAUUUAUUAAUUUUAUAUAUGUUUUAU
This is a messenger RNA of Maylandia zebra (zebra mbuna), 3396 nucleotides long. The record is from RefSeq and is a predicted model, not a curated record. NCBI's taxonomy places the organism in Eukaryota, Metazoa, Chordata, Actinopteri, Cichliformes, Cichlidae.